Messenger RNA from Impatiens glandulifera, 759 nucleotides. RefSeq names its product secreted RxLR effector protein 161-like. The coding region runs from base 1 to 759 and encodes 252 amino acids. The transcript has a single exon. NCBI's taxonomy places the organism in Eukaryota, Viridiplantae, Streptophyta, Magnoliopsida, Ericales, Balsaminaceae. The record is from RefSeq and is a predicted model, not a curated record.
AUGGAGGACUGCAACCCAGUUUCAACUCCAAUGGAACCAGGCACUAAACUCUCAAAGUUUGAUGGAGGAGAACGAGCUGAUGCUGGGAGAUAUCGAAGUUUAGUCGGAAGUUUAAGGUAUCUUACAAGCACGAGACCCAACCUAAUGUUGAGUGUUGGGAUAACAAACAGAUUCAUGGAGGAUCCAAGCUAUACACAUUGGAAGGCCUUGAAGAGAAUUCUGAGAUAUGUUCGAGGAACUCUUUCACUUGGUAUUUUCUAUUCAAAAUCAGAUAACUACCAAUUAGUGGGUUACUCUGAUAGUAACUGGUGUGGUGAUGUUGAUGACCGGAAAAGUACUUCGGGUUAUGUAUUCUUACUCGGAAAUACGACUUUUACUUGGUUGUCAAAGAAGCAACCUAUUAUAACUUUGUCAACCUGCGAGGCAGAGUAUGUGGCGGCCUCUUGGAGUGUGUGUCAUGCAGUAUGGCUUUUAAAUUUACUAAAGCAUUUGGGAGUGAUCCGAGAUGAAGGGACUGUGAUUCGACUUGAUAACAAGCCGACGAUCGAGUUGGCAAAGAAUCCAGUUAAUCACGGAAGGAGCAAGCACAUUGACGUACGAUUUCAUUUCAUUCGAGAACAAGUCAAAGAAGGAAAGGUUGAGUUGGAGCAUGUUGAAAGUCGAGCACAAGCCGCUGACAUAUUCACCAAGCCAUUACCGACCACACUGCUGGAGAGUUGUAAAAGGCUAAUUGGAAUGAGAGAUGGGAAGAAUAUUUAA